Fusarium musae is the source of this 1188-nucleotide messenger RNA. RefSeq lists its product as uncharacterized. The record is from RefSeq and is a predicted model, not a curated record. Gene Ontology annotation, molecular function: amino acid transmembrane transporter activity. Gene Ontology annotation, cellular component: membrane. Gene Ontology annotation, biological process: amino acid transmembrane transport. Lineage: Eukaryota; Fungi; Ascomycota; Sordariomycetes; Hypocreales; Nectriaceae. Bases 1 to 1188 code for a protein of 395 amino acids. The transcript has 4 exons.
AUGGGUAACGGCCAUAUUGUGCUCACUCACGAUGUCGAGGUUAUCGAAAUGAAAAACGUGGGCGUUGGUACUUCGUGGGAUGUCUCAACCAAACCUCCGGAGGAGCCUGCCAGUUGGUUCGAAGGCUUCCAGCGUGCCAAGCGUCGACGUGACAAGACCUAUGACCACGGGUACCAUCCCAAUCCGAAACCUGUCGCAGAACUCGGACAGUAUGAUAUCGUAGCGGCCAACGCCAAAACAGUAACAACGCCUCUGGCAAGAGAGCUCAAGGGAAGACAUCUUCAGAUGAUUGCAUUUGGAGGCUCGAUUGGCAACUACUUUUUACAAUGGCUAUUUGUUCUGCCCCUCGAAAUAAUUGCCGCCGUGCUUACCAUCACCUACUGGAACGACUCUAUACCCAAGGCCGUCUUCGUGACUAUUUUUCUUGUUCUCAUCAUCGGUAUCAAUCUUUCUAAUAUCAGGAUCUACGGCGAGGCAGAGUUCAUAUUUUCUAUCAUCAAGGUCAUUGCAGUCGUUGGCUUCAUUCUGCUGGGCAUCGUUAUUCAUAUAGGCGGCCCGCCAAAGAGCGGCUAUAUUGGCGGACAAUAUUGGUCACACCCAGGUCCUUUCAACAACGGUUUCAAGGGCUUCAGCAGUGCAAUAAUCACGGCAGUCUUCUCCUAUGGUGGUACCGAAAUCGUCGGGCUUGCCGCGGCCGAGACGCGUAGCCCACUCAAGUCGAUUCCCAAUGCCAUCAAGCAUAUCUUCUGGCGCAUUGCCAUCUUUUAUCUCGUCACUAUUCUACUUGUCGGACUACUUGUACCCUCCGACAAUUCAUCUCUUAUCAGUGGCAAGAGUUCUGCAGAUGCAUCCGCUAGUGCCUUCGUUAUCGCCAUCGAGAGCGCUGGCACGACCAUUCUACCAAGCGUCAUGAACAGUGUUAUCCUUAUCGCAGUGCUCUCCGUCGGUAACUCAGCAAUUUAUGCGUCUUCUCGCACGCUUGCAGCUAUGGCAGAGCUUUCACAUGCACCUCGUGUUUUCACGUAUGUCGAUAAGAAAGGUCGACCACUUCUCACGCUCUUGAUCGCAGGGUGUUUCGGUCUUCUAGCCUAUUUGGUUAACUUGGAAGCACACGAUACGAUUUUCCAAUGGCUGCUCUCCAUCAACCCGUCGAUCGCCUUCCAUUUCGUUCAGCCUUUGGUAUUGUAG